Molecule: messenger RNA, 2072 nt
Organism: Silurus meridionalis
Lineage: Eukaryota; Metazoa; Chordata; Actinopteri; Siluriformes; Siluridae
Product: V-set domain-containing T-cell activation inhibitor 1-like
Exons: 7
Coding region: 442-1668 (408 amino acids)
Biological process (GO): cellular response to lipopolysaccharide; immune response; cell surface receptor signaling pathway
Cellular component (GO): external side of plasma membrane
Source: RefSeq, a predicted model, not a curated record
UACAUCUUUGAAAUUAUGAACAUCAAAAUGUGUGUAAACAAAUUAACAAUAAUUACAGUUCAAUCUGUUACAUACAAAGAAUAUAGAACUGCUCAUAACAUUAUAGUUUUAUUCAGUAAAACCAUUGUAGUGAUAGAAGUUUCCAUUUAUAAUUAGAAAAAACAAUAACAUUGCCUAACAUUCAAACACACCGCUGACUGCACAGUCAAGUCAUUGGCAACACCUUUUUUCCUGCUUCACAUAGGCAUGAGCCCUUGUGACUGAAGCUGUUGGCUGUCUGCUACUGCACUCAUGUGAACCUGAGAUUUGUAAACAUUUUCUAUUCAGUUACACAGAGAAUGGGUUCAGAUUACAUUUAAUUGAGAAAAAAAAUAUUUAAUAACCCUUCUUCUAUCUCUCUAACUCCCAUUUUCCCACUAACAAAUUGCUAUCACAUAGCAUAUGCAGCUGCUCAGCAUAUCCAAAAAGAGUGUGUUUUUCACACUCUUUGGGAUUUUCUUAAUGAUACAAUCCCAUCGUCAAAGCAAGAUUCCAGAUGCUCAUGUCACCUGCAUCUACUCUGAAGACUGUAUCUUGCCUUGUACAUUUCCCCCUUCUUUGGAAGGGGUUGUUUUUCAAUGGUACAAACAGGAAACACUGAUAUUCAGUUUCCUGGAGGAUAAAGAUGAAUCUGUUCACAGCGACAUUUCAGUGUUUACUGAUGAAGUGUCGCAUGGCAAUGCUUCCCUGCUUUUGGAGGACAGCAGUAUUAGAAGCCGAGGACAGUAUAAAUGUGUGGUUAAUACUACUAAGUCUGUUUGGGAGUCUAAUGUCAUUGUCAAGGUUGAAGCUCCUAUCAGUGGGAUUACUAUUGGGGUCAUUCCCACUCAGCAUGUGCAGUGCUCUUCACAUGGUGUAUACCCUGCUCCACUACUUAAAUGGUCUACAGAUCCAAGCCUUGCUCGCACUUCCCCGCAAGCAGUCACUCGAAUGAGUGCAGAUUCAAAUGAUCUGUUUAGUAUAGUGAGUACACUAAAGAAAAUGAGUACAAACUUAAAUCUUACCUACAUCUGCAGCAUCACAUCAAAAUAUAGCUUACAGUCUUGGAGAGCCUCACUGCUUCAAACAGAAAUGACUGUACAUUUUGGGCAACACCUAGUCAUUCCAUGUAUGGCUCCAAAGAAUAUUAAAAACCUCACUCUUACUUGGACUUUUAUAAGUAUGAACACACACACAGACAUCCUGACUUAUUAUAGUGAAACCCAGAGGAUUCAAUACUACUGGGCAGACCAGGGAGAACUGGAUCUAUACAAGGCUCUGAUGGGAGAUGGAUCACUUUACUUAAAGUAUUUAGGCUCAAAGCAUUCUGGGACAUAUGUCUGUACAUUCACAGGUUUCCAGGUCAUACACAUAGUUCAAACUUUAGUCAAAAACAAUGUCGCCAAGGCAAUUUCACAAGCAGAUUCAAGUGGAUUCAAGUUGUGGAUGGCAGCCUUAAUUGUAGCUGCUGUAGCCCUCCCUUGUGUCAUUUACUGCAUAUACAACAAAUGUAAAGUAAGUCAGUUGAAACAUUAUGGGCAAGACCCCCAACAAGACACAGAAAUGCAGGCUAUGCAUAAAGACAAUUCUGUGGAGGAUUUACCAACUGAAAACAAACCACUUGCAGAGUACAAUAACGAAGACCUUUAGCCAUAGCACAAAAGGGCAGGGGGAUUAGGAAGAGGGCAAAUGCACAACCAAGCAACAGGUUGUCUCCUGUAUAUUUGCUGUGGUAUAGGGAGAUCAAGGGUUCACUAUCAGUGGUCACUAUUUAAAAGUAAUUUAACUACAUUUAAACUACUUUUUAUACACAUUGUUAACAAGUGAACAAAUAUCUGGCAUCACUUUCUUAAAAAAAUAUACAAGGACAAGAAUAUACAAUAAUUAAAUUCUGUUCUAGUAUCACUUUUUAUCCAGUUUAAGAUUCUUUUGUUAGGAUUUUGCAUUAUACAAUGAAACUUUGCAUAGUAUAAUGGAGACAUUAUAAUUUUGUUUUUUUCUUUUGACUUUGUGUAGCUUCUUUAUUGUUUAAAUUUAUCUCUGAUUAAAUAAAG